CAUCACAAAAGUUUCUGCCAUUCUAUCCGACAUGUCGCCGCCAAACACUUCCCGGCCACACCACUAUCCCUGUUUCUAUCUCCUCUGCUUCCUCUCCUUUCUCUCCGGAGUCAAAUCCGACGAGCUUCAAAUCCUCUUGAAACUCAAAUCCGCUCUCCAGGAUUCAACCGCCAACGUGUUCAGUUCAUGGGAGCCCACCAGUAAUUCCAUCUGCCAUUUCACCGGAAUCACCUGCAACUCGGACAAUUUGGUUACAGAAAUCGAGCUUUCGAACCAAAACUUGACGGGGACUGUUCCACUGGAUUCCAUAUGCCAGCUCCAAUCGCUGGAAAAGCUCUCCUUUGGGUUCAACCUUUUGAAUGGUCCGAUCACGCAGGACUUGAACAAAUGCGUGAACUUGCACUACUUGGACUUGGCAAACAAUUUCUUCACUGGCCCUGUUCCAGACAUUUCGUCUCUCACCAAAUUACAGUAUCUGCACCUGAACAACAGUGGAUUUUCCGGCAUUUUCCCGUGGGAUUCACUCCGAAACAUGAAGGGUCUUGUCAGGCUGAGCCUUGGAGACAACCCUUUCAAUCCCAGUCCAAUCCCAAGCGACGUCGUUCAUCUCACCAAGCUGGAUUGGCUUUACCUCUCCAAUUGCAAUAUCCAAGGACCAAUCCCAGCUGGGAUUGGAACACUCACGAAGCUAAUCAACUUGGAAUUUUCCGACAAUAACAUGACCGGUGAGAUUCCAGAAGAGAUUGGGAACCUCGUGAACCUAUGGCAGCUCGAGCUCUACAACAACUCCUUCACAGGAAAACUUCCUGCGAGUUUUAGAAACCUCACCAAGCUCGAGAUGUUUGAUGCUUCUAUAAACUCUCUCGAAGGUGAUAUGUCAGAGCUGAGGUUCUUGACCAACCUGGCGAGUCUCCAACUGUAUGAAAACAAUCUUUCUGGGCAGGUUCCUGCCGAGUUGGGUGAAUUCAAGAUGCUGGUGAACCUCUCUCUGUACUCGAACAGGUUGACGGGUCCUCUGCCUCAGAAGCUUGGGUCUUGGGGGAAAUUCGAUUUCAUCGACGUGUCCGACAACUUAUUGACCGGUCCAAUCCCACCAGAUAUGUGCAAACAAGGUACUAUGAAGAAGCUUUUGCUGCUCAACAACAAUUUCACCGGCGAAAUUCCGGUCAAUUACGCCAACUGUUCGACUCUGAUUCGGUUCAGAGUCCCCAAUAACUUGCUCUCCGGUACCGUUCCCGCUGGAAUCUGGGGUUUACCCAACGUGAACAUAAUCGAUAUCUCGUCGAAUAAUAUCCAAGGCCCGAUUACCUCCGAUAUCAAGAACGCCAAGUCUCUUGAGCAGUUGUUUGUCGGAGACAAUCGCUUAUCGGGUGAAUUACCGGUCGAGAUCUCGGGCGCUACCUCGCUGGUAUCGAUUCAACUGAACGACAAUCAGUUCUCGGGAAAUAUCCCUUCCGGUGUUGGUGAAUUGAAGCAACUCAACAGCCUUCAUCUACAAAACAACAAGUUCUCUGGUUCGAUACCAGAUACGUUAAGCACCGGCGUUUCUCUCACCGACAUAAACAUGGCUAACAAUUCGCUUUCGGGUCAAAUCCCAUCUUCUUUGGGAUCUCUACCGACUCUUAAUGCUCUGAAUCUCUCCAACAACCAACUUUCCGGUGAAAUUCCAGAGACUUUUUCAUCUCUUCGACUAAGCCUUCUCGAUCUGUCUCACAACAGGUUGACCGGUCCCGUGCCGCAAUUUCUGUCACUCCCAACGUAUAACGGUAGCUUCGCUGCAAACGAAGGCCUAUGCAGCUCUAUGACGAGCUCCUUACUCCCUCGCUGUCCUUCAGCUUCAGGCAUCUCCAGGGAAUUCCGUACACUCAUCAUUUGCUUCACAGUGGGCUCAACUUUUUUGCUAAUCCUGUCUAAUUUUGUGUUCUUAUUCUACUUGAAGAAGAGGGAAAAGGAUAAAAGCCGUUCGUCAAAGGACGAAUCUUGGGAUGGGAAGUCCUACCAAGUGUUGAGCUUCACGGAGGAUGAGAUUCUUGAUUCUGUCAAGCAAGAGAAUCUGAUAGGAAAAGGUGGUUCUGGCAACGUGUACAAAGCCGUGCUCCCUAACGGUAAAGAACUCGCGGUGAAGCACAUUUGGAACGCAAAUUCGAGCCGGGGAAAGAGCUGGAGCAGCACUGCACCGAUGCUUGGAAAGCGCGGAGAGACAUCGAAGGAAUUUGAUUCCGAGGUGCAGACUUUGAGCUCCAUAAGGCAUGAGAAUGUGGUGAAGCUUUAUUGCAGCAUCACCAGCGAGGACUCGAGCUUGUUGGUGUAUGAGUAUUUACCGAAUGGGAGCUUGUGGGAUCAGCUGCAUUUGUGCCGGAAGCCGGAGCUCGAUUGGGAGACGAGGUAUGAGAUCGCGGUGGGAGGAGCCAAAGGGUUGGAGUAUUUACAUCAUGGGUGUGAGAGGCCGGUGAUUCACAGGGAUGUCAAGUCCAGUAAUAUUUUGCUUGAUGAGUUUUUGAAGCCAAGGAUUGCUGAUUUUGGACUUGCUAAGAUUGUUCAGGCCAAUGGUGACAGAGAUUUCACCCCUGCCAUUGCUGGAAAACACGGCUAUAUUGCUCCUGAAUCUGGGUACACAUACAAAGUAAAUGAGAAGAGUGAUGUGUAUGGUUUUGGAGUGGUACUGAUGGAGCUAGUGACCGGAAAAAGACCGAUAGAACCGGAGUACGGGGAGAACAAGGACAUAGUGAAUUGGGUUAGCAGCAAGGUGAAGAACACAGAGAGCGUAUUAAGUGUGGUGGACUCCAGAAUUUCAGAGGCUUUCAAGGAAGAUGCUGUCAAGGUACUAAAAAUUGCAAUUCUCUGCACAGCAGCGCUUCCGGCGCUUAGGCCGACAAUGAGAACCGUCGUCCAAAUGCUAGAGGAAGCUGCGCCUUAUGAAUUGGUCGCAAUUGUCAUUGACAAAGAUGGUGCAGAGAAACCAAGUCUAGAGCUUUAAGCUUCAAAUUUGUCAGUUGGGGUUCAAGAUUUUUUUGGUCAUGAUCUCCACUCUCCUGGUAGCUGCAACAUAGCAUGUUUGUGCAAAAGAUGAGACUUGAGGUUAUUUGUAGAUAUCAGCGCAAAAGCCUCUAGUUCUUUUUAAUGUUCUCUAAUUUGUGAAAUGUAACAUAGAAGUAUGAAAAAUGUGAGUGAUGGGCGGUUCCCUUAAGUAAUUGAGUCCAUGUCUACCUUCGUUUCCCAAAUGAUGUAUGGAGCACAAGUCUUAGAAAUAUCAGGACACAAGUAAUACGUGUUCCAAUCCCAACAAAUCUAGUUUCACUCGGAGCGGAUAUAUCGGCGUUCGAGUUUUAGCUCCUUCUGUAAGAAAUUUCAUUUAAGGUAUGUCCUUAUGUCACAUAUAUUAUUGUGAUUAUAAAAUAUGUAUAAUUACAAUGUUCA
Molecule: messenger RNA, 3417 nt
Organism: Corylus avellana
Lineage: Eukaryota; Viridiplantae; Streptophyta; Magnoliopsida; Fagales; Betulaceae
Product: receptor-like protein kinase 7
Biological process (GO): protein phosphorylation
Molecular function (GO): receptor serine/threonine kinase binding; ATP binding; protein kinase activity
Source: RefSeq, a predicted model, not a curated record